Molecule: messenger RNA, 308 nt
Organism: Rotaria sordida
Lineage: Eukaryota; Metazoa; Rotifera; Eurotatoria; Philodinida; Philodinidae
Source: the annotation of a GenBank genome assembly
AUGUAUAUAUGUCAUUGGUAUCUUCUUCUUCUAUCUUUCAUUUGUAUUAAUAAUAAUAUCAAUGGUAAUAAUAUUCAUUAUUCAGCUAUAUUUAUUCCUGGUAAUGGUGGAUCACAAAUAUGGACACGAUUAAAUCGUACAACUCCUCCGCCACAUUUUUUGUGUGCUCGUCAUGCAGAUUGGUUUGAAUUAUGGUUUAAUAUUCGUCUUUUAUUACCUGAAGUUAUCGAUUGUUUUAUUGAUAAUAUGCGUUUAACAUAUAAUUCAACAACAAAAAAAACAUCAAAUUUAGAUGGUAUUGAUAUAAA